Messenger RNA from Pseudoliparis swirei, 1454 nucleotides. RefSeq names its product akirin 2 (gene akirin2). Bases 313 to 852 code for a protein of 179 amino acids. Gene Ontology annotation, cellular component: chromatin; nucleus. NCBI's taxonomy places the organism in Eukaryota, Metazoa, Chordata, Actinopteri, Perciformes, Liparidae. Gene Ontology annotation, molecular function: transcription coregulator activity. The record is from RefSeq and is a predicted model, not a curated record. The transcript has 5 exons. Gene Ontology annotation, biological process: positive regulation of transcription by RNA polymerase II; positive regulation of innate immune response.
GAUGAAACUCGGAACAAGUCCUGCUAAAUCUGCAAUCAUCCGAUUGUAUAGAAAGUUUACGGUAGAAUAUUCUCCCCGGAUAGUCUCAGAAUAUACCUGGUAACAUAAUCUCGAUGAGAUUUAUCAGCGGAAGGAAACAAGAGAAGAAAUUCGUGUGAAUUUGUCUGCAGAGCGGAAUCGCCGCUGCCGUUUGACCGAGCUAACGCUAGCUGGAAGUAGCGGCACAGAUCGGGGCCCAGGUUCGCAACUUUCCCACAUAAAAGGAAAUUCUAGCCUUUCCGUCUUCGUGUUUUGAAAACACAUUUUGGCGUGAUGGCUUGUGGGGCUACCCUGAAAAGGACUCUGGAUUUUGAUCCACUGAUGAGCCAGGCUUCCCCUAAAAGAAGGAGGUGCGCCCCGUUCACGUCUCCGGUCUCUUCGCCACAGAAAUACUUGAGAAUGGAGCCCUCGCCGUUCGGCGAAGUGUCUUCCAGACUAACUACAGAGCAAAUUUUACACAACAUCAAACAGGAGUACAAGCGGCUGCAGAAACGAAGACACCUGGACAGUGCUUUCCAGCAGGCAGACAGCUGCUGUCCUCUGGACCUGCAGCAUGUUCCCAGUGGACCCGCCCUGCCAGGAACGUCCUCCGGUGCCUCAUCUCCCACUAGAAAAGAGCAGCCUUUAUUUUCCCUCCGACAGGUUGGGAUGAUUUGUGAAAGGCUGCUUAAAGAGCGAGAGGACACGAUCCGAGAGGAGUACGAUGAGAUAUUGACUACAAAGCUUGCGGAGCAAUAUGAUACGUUCGUUAAGUUCACGCAUGAUCAACUGAUGCGAAGGUUCGGAGAGCAACCUGCCAGCUAUGUUUCCUGAGUGUCAGCGUCUGAUAUUGAGGAAUGCUCUCGGCUGCAGGCUACUCCAGGGACUCGGUCUGGUUGGACUUCUCUCCUAGCUGUGCCAUAACGCCUCGAUGUGGACUCAGUUUGUGGUAUCCACAUUUGCUGUGUCUACCAGAGCUUGGAGGGCUUCCUGCUGCCAACUUGUUUAAGGACUCCCUGUGACUCUACCAGUGGCCUCUUAACAAUAUUUCUUUGGCUUUGUUCUGAUGCCUUCAUAAAAGGCUGACUGCCACCACACACUUGGCCUUUUGAUUUAGUUUUUUGAUUAAAUUUGGUUAUUUCACAGAGAGGAUAUUAGUUGUGCAGCUUCUCUAAAUGUACAUUUUGAAAAAAGGGAUUGAACAUUGACGAGUGGAUAAACCAAGACCGCCUUUAGACUGGGCUCCAGGAACAGACAUUGGCUUUUUCAGCAUUGUUUUUAAACUGUACUGGCAAUUACUGUUAUUACAUUUGUAUACACUGUAUUUUUUUGCGUGACUUUUGUUUAUUGUACCAAAAUGUCAUGAUUAUUUGCUGCAGGUAUAAAGGGGCUUUGAUUCAAGAAAAGCGGAAAAAAAUAAAGUGUUUACUCAAGUA